Molecule: messenger RNA, 1625 nt
Organism: Erigeron canadensis
Lineage: Eukaryota; Viridiplantae; Streptophyta; Magnoliopsida; Asterales; Asteraceae
Product: probable serine/threonine-protein kinase PIX13
Exons: 6
Coding region: 147-1454 (435 amino acids)
Biological process (GO): protein phosphorylation
Molecular function (GO): protein kinase activity; ATP binding
Source: RefSeq, a predicted model, not a curated record
GGUCAAUUAAAUCAUUAAAUAAAAUUUGUUGCUUUCACAUUUUUCAUUUUUAUAAAUUGCAGAUUUCAAUCAGCAAAACUUCCAUUUAAAUUUCUAAUUUAAUUUUUCAACUAUGUGCUCUUGAUUCUCCGAAGAGACAAUUAAUCAUGGGUGGUAUUUGCAGUUCUACAAAUAAUAUAGCUGCUAUUAGCUCCACUAGGAAUCUCAGCUCAGUUGCAGGGAGUUCACAAACAACCACCACCACCACCACCACCACCACCAGUAUAACUACAAGCUCAUCAAUAUCAGUAUCAUCAUCUUCAGGAAUCAGUACUAAUGCCUCGGGGAACAGCCUGUUUUCAUCAGCAGGCAGUGGUGAUGAUCUUGGACCUGGCGGCCAGAUAUUGCCUCAAUCAAAUCUUAAAAUAUAUACUUUUGCUGAACUUAAAUAUGCGACAAAAAACUUUCGAAAUGAUACCAUUUUAGGGGAAGGUGGUUUUGGCAAGGUUUAUAAAGGCUGGAUUGAUGAAAAGUUUGGCUCUAAAUUCAGUGGAAGCGGUUCUGUAAUUGCUGUCAAGAAGCUGAACUCUGAGAGCAUGCAAGGAGUCGAAGAGUGGCAGGCUGAGGUGAACUUUUUGGGAAGGCUUUCACACCCAAAUCUUGUGAAACUUUUAGGAUACUGUUAUGAAGACACCGAGCUUCUACUUGUGUACGAAUUCAUGCAAAAAGGCAGCUUGGAGAACCACCUAUUUGGGAGAGGAUCGACCGUUCAACCCCUUUCUUGGGAUAUACGGCUUAAAAUUGUGACAGGAGCGGCCCGGGGGCUAUCAUUUUUGCACACAUCAGACAGAAAAGUUAUUUAUAGAGACUUUAAGGCAUCUAACAUAUUGCUCGAUGGGUCAUAUAAUGCCAAGCUAUCAGAUUUUGGGCUGGCUAAACUGGCAUCAGCUAGUCAAUCGCACGUGACAACACGGGUCAUGGGUACAUAUGGUUAUGCUGCUCCAGAGUAUGUUACUACAGGGCAUUUGUAUGUGAAGAGUGACGUCUAUGGUUUCGGGGUUGUUUUGGUGGAGAUGCUCACAGGCAUGAGGGCACUUGACAAUGGUCGCCCACCUAACCAACGAAAUCUGGUGGACUGGGUCAAGCCUUAUUUGGCUAACCGUAGGAAGAUAAAGAAUAUUAUGGACUCACGGCUUGAAGGAAGAUACCCCUCAAAAGCAGCUGGUCAAGUUGCCCAACUAGCCCUCACGUGUCUUGGACCUGAACCUAAAACACGUCCAUCAAUGAAGGAAGUUGUGGCAACAUUAGAACGAAUCCAAGAUAUCAAAGAAAAGCCAAAAGUACCUAGAAUACACAAUUCAAAUCCUCACUCGCCAUAUCGAUAUGGGCAACAACAACCUUUGCAUCAUCGUUCGCCACUUCAUGUUAAGGAAGAUGUAAACCGAGGGAGCCAAAACUCACCAAAAGGCUCAUGAUAUAAUAACAUUAGUAUGAGUUUUAUUGAUUGUUGGUAUUAUUGUUAUUACUUUAUGUUUGUGGAUUUAAGGUAGAUAAGAUGUCACAUGUGUUGGUCUAUUUUUGUGAAGGUUUAUAUUAACAUUAACAUUUUCUAUAAAUCAUAUAAGAGGAUAUAAGUUAUACGAGUA